Aethina tumida (small hive beetle) is the source of this 1532-nucleotide messenger RNA. Its product is annotated as sterol O-acyltransferase 1. Lineage: Eukaryota; Metazoa; Arthropoda; Insecta; Coleoptera; Nitidulidae. Gene Ontology annotation, cellular component: endoplasmic reticulum membrane. The record is from RefSeq and is a predicted model, not a curated record. The transcript has 7 exons. The coding region runs from base 123 to 1490 and encodes 455 amino acids. Gene Ontology annotation, biological process: cholesterol metabolic process.
UAUAUUAUUUGACUCGGCCAUACUCUUCUAGAUUAAAUCUGCAAAGUUCAAAGGCUGUUGUCAAUGAAAUUGAUAAAAGAAUAAUCACAAACAUAAUAAAGUUUUGUUUAGUACGGCCGAAAAUGUCUUCAGAAACAAUUGAUGAAAAAAACAAAAAGGAACAAAAAAAGAACAAAGAACAAUUUAUAUUACCAGAAAAGAAGUUUGAAUUGAGAGAAUCAUUAUUGACGACGUUAUUUGAAAAUCCUCACAUUGAAACUAUUUAUCACAUAUUUGCAGUAAUUUUAAUUGGACUGAUUGUUAAUACGGCUGCCCAUGACAUUUUAAAAACUGGAAAUGCCAAAUUGGGAAUUCAAAUCGUUCUCUCAGGAUUUUCAAAAAUUCACAUAACAGCAGUUAUUUGGGUUGGAGAAUUUUUGAGUUCUUGUUUGUGUUACCCGUGUUUGUUUUUGUGGGCAAAAUGUAGGACACAUUUUAGUCCCAAAUCUGGAAAAUUGGCCUUGUGGGACUCCUUCUGGUUCUUCGUCGUACCUGUUUACUAUUUCUGUGCUUUCAAAAUCUCUGGUCAACUAGUGACUGAUUUCCAAAUUCCUCCAGCUAGUGCGGCCAUAGUGAUAUUCGAAAUGGUGAGGAUGAUGAUGAAAGUUCACGCUUUCAUUAGAGAAAACGCUUCCAAGGUUCUUAGACACAAACCCCAUUCAGAUGAACCGUUGAAUCUACCUCAGUUUUCUACGUUCAUGUAUUACUUCUUUGCCCCAACAUUGAUCUACAGAGACGAAUACCCCAGAACGUCUCACAUAAGAUGGGGCUACGUUUGCACCAGAGCGUUUGAAGUUCUCUGCAUAAUUCUAAACAUUGGCUACCUAAUCGAAAGACUGAUAAAACCUUCCUUCCAAGAAUUCGGCCUGAGAACCUACACGGUCACCGAAAUAUUCCUGUGCAUCUGCGAAAUGUCCUUCGCGGGCAUGUUGCUGAAACUCUACGGAUUCUAUUUCAUGUUGCACAGCUGGUCCAAUCUGUGGGCGGAACUGCUGCGCUUUGGCGACAGGAAAUUUUACUCGUCGUGGUGGAUCGCCACCUCCUAUGCGGAAUACUUCAGGACCUGGAACAUCCUUGUGGGCGAUUGGCUCUACACCUAUGUCUACAAGGACAUGUACGAGGUCGUGGUUCCGCGUAACAAAAUCGCUGCCAAAUUCGCCGUUUUCAUGUUAUCUGCGAUGGUGCACGAGUGGUUGAUGUGUUACAUGCUGGGAUACUUUGUACCUAUUAUGUUCAUUUUCUUUUUCUUCUUCUCCGGACCGAUGAGUUUCAUCAAGGCACCGAAGCUCAGUGUUUUGAACAUACUGUUCUGGUAUGGGCUUGCGUACGGUUCUGGUACGAUGGUGUGCGUCUACACGAUGGAAUUCUACGCGAGGGCCAAUACUCCUAGUGAAGUUUUAAAAAUGAAGGAUUAUUUUGUGCCACAGAUGUUUAAAUAUAUAACGUAUUGAUUUGUGAUAUACUUUUAUAAUAAAUUGUGUCUAUUUUUAAAA